Molecule: messenger RNA, 1647 nt
Organism: Cornus florida
Lineage: Eukaryota; Viridiplantae; Streptophyta; Magnoliopsida; Cornales; Cornaceae
Product: probable ADP-ribosylation factor GTPase-activating protein AGD15
Exons: 8
Coding region: 336-1058 (240 amino acids)
Molecular function (GO): GTPase activator activity
Source: RefSeq, a predicted model, not a curated record
AAUGUGGGCGGAGUAAAGUUUGGAAAACUUGGAAGUGAAGCAACGGGAUCAAGAUACAAUCCUGCUAUCGGAUUACUUAUUAUAUUAUUAAUGGUAAUGGAGACAAGUCAAUCCGUGGAAGAGAAUAUUCCAGUCCCAAACGGUAUUUUAGGGAAUACCUGACCGUUUCCUGUUAUUUUGUUUCGCCGCCAGUACUAGUAGUUGCCAAGCCAAGCCAUUGCAAAUCAUUCCCACACGGUUUUAGAGAGAGAGAGAGAGAUAGAACACGUCCCCCGUCUUUCUCUCUCCUCUCCGGUUCGUUUGCCUUUGAUCGCUUUCCGGUGAUCGGUGGAAAGAUGAACGGGAAGGCCUCCGUGUCUAAGGAGCUUAACGCCAAGCACACCAAGAUAUUGGAUGGUCUUCUUAAGCUGCCAGAAAAUAGGGAAUGUGCAGAUUGUCAGAGCAAGGCUCCACGAUGGGCAAGUGUGAACCUUGGAAUAUUUAUAUGCAUGCAAUGUUCAGGAAUACAUCGGAGUUUAGGUGUGCAUAUCUCAAAGGUACGGUCUACAAACUUGGAUACGUGGCUACCAGAGCAGGUUGCUUUUAUGCAAUCUGUGGGUAAUAAGAAGGCUAACAGUUACUGGGAAGCAGAACUGCCACCAAGUUUUGACAGAAGCGGGACUGAAAAAUUUAUCCGUGCCAAAUACCAGGAGAAAAAAUGGGCGUCAAAGAAAGCAACACAACCAGUUCCCGUGUUUGGUGAAAGGAGUUCUAAUUCUGACAAAUUGGUAGAAGAUGGAGCCAAAAAAAGGAUUCCAAAGAAAAUAAGAAGCUUUUCCCUCGAGGAAGAGAUUCUUACGAAACACAUGGCGCAAGUUGCUUGUACGACAAGAACUCGUCGGGGCUCUUUAGACAUGAGCAAGAUUAUUAUACCUCCACCAAAUGGGUCCAUGCCUGAACAUAGUACAUCCAUUCAGAAGGUUGAUGGUACUACGGAUCGCUUCAGCUUGUUCAGUGACCAAGACACAAAACAGAAUCAUUUUAUUGUACCUCCUUCCAAUUGGGCGACCUUCGAGUGAGAGGAUUGUAGAGAGAUGAACUGAUGGAAUCUAUGUCCAAGUAGUUUUGCAAUGCAGUUAACUGUGAAAAUGGAAAGGGUGAUUCUCAUUAAGGUAUGCAGUUCGAUUAUUUUUCUACAAGGCUUCUAUAGCAUUGCUUCUAUGUCUUGCAUGGAUGGGGCUAAUCCUGGUAUAUAAAAACUACACAUAUUCCCUCUUCUUAUAUGAUCCACGAGAUCAUUCCAAAAAAAUUCAGUAGACUUAAUGAAAGAGAUGAUGCAUGAUCCUAACAACAACAACGUAUGUACAUUAAGUCUCAGACCAGUAAUUCUUGGCUUGAAUGUUCUCAUCAAGAUAGGGAGAGCCCUCUUUUAACAUUCACCGGAGCCAAACAAGACACAAAUAGUUGUCAGUUAACCAAAGUUAAAGAAAAAUGAAAUGAAAUAAAUAAAUAAAUAAAUAGCCCCCAAAACUUGUAGCAAACAGUAAAAAAAGGGAAAAUUAAAGUAAAUGUUAUAGCAAUUAAUUAUGAUUCCACAUAACUGAUUUUAAGAAGAAAGCACCCUUAUUGUAUUGUCAUAUGGGUUGCCAGAUUGAAUCAUAGAAUUAC